Molecule: messenger RNA, 916 nt
Organism: Camellia sinensis
Lineage: Eukaryota; Viridiplantae; Streptophyta; Magnoliopsida; Ericales; Theaceae
Source: RefSeq, a predicted model, not a curated record
GUUUUAGUUUAAGCCAAACGAAGGCUAGAACAACAAAACGAGGGCGUUCUGGAAAACCAGGGUGGUAUGAUUCCUGUGUGUGUGACUUGUGAAGAAACCCAUCAGAGGAGGGAGAGAGAGAGAGAGAGAGAAGAUGGGAGCUGCUUCGUUCAGGUGGAUACUGCAACUACACAAGGACGUUCCAAAAGCAGCGAAGUUGUACUCAGAGGGCUUGGAUUUCAGCAUUAAUGUCUGCACUCUUCGUUGGGCUGAACUCCAAUCUGGUUCUCUCAAACUCGCCCUCUUACAUUCCCCCAGUGAACAUGCCAUGCAGAAGGGGUACUCAUCACUCUUAUCCUUUACAGUGACGGAUAUUAACAGUACGGUGACAAAGCUAAUGGCUUUGGGUGCAGAGCUGGAUGGUCCAAUCAAACAUGAGUUUCAUGGAAAGGUUGCAGCAAUCAGGUGUGUCGACGGACACAUGGUGGGCCUCUAUGAGCCCACCUGAAGGAAGUAAUUUUGCUUUUAGGGAAUCAGAUGAACGGAUUGUUGUUUUUAUGAAGAAAUUGGAAAACAACAAGAAAUAGCAUGUUUCCCUUCGCGAUUUCGCUUUCAUAAUUUAUAGGUUUUCGUUCAAACAGAUCAACCAUGGAACAGAGCUUGUUGUGAGCUGGACUUUUGGAAAAUUUGUUGCCAAUUGGAGAAAGGCGAUACCUAACUACUGAAUUCAAGGGUGUCAAAGAUGAUCAUCCGGCAAUUAUUUUUAAAUUUCUGAAUUCUCUCUAGAUUGUUUUGAUACUUGCUGCGUUAUCUUACCAUGUAAUAAAAGUUCACCUAUUGUAAUUUGUGUUUUUUUCUUUCUUUGGGAAUAAAUAUAUUGUAUAUUCAUUGACAUUAGCUGCCAUUACAAGAUUAAUAAUAUACUUCAUGUGAUGAA